CUGUCUCUCUAAACUUCAAGUUGAGACAUUACUGGAAUAUUUUAAUACUUGUAUGUUGUUUUAUGUUUUGCUGACAUUGGCUUGUGUUGGAACAAAUGUUGUCCCUCUACGGUGUUCUUAUAUCAAUUCUAAUAUAAUUGCUCUCCUAUGGUUUUAUUGCUUCAGGUUUCAUGGGUGCCAUGAUAUCAAACUUGGCAUUUGUAUUCCGCAACAUAUUUUCGAAGAGGGGCAUGAAGGGAAAAUCUGUUAGCGAGAUGAACUACUAUGCAUGUUUAUCGAUUUUAUCUCUGUUACAUUUGACGCCAUUUGCAUUUGCUGUGAAAGGACCACAAUUGUGGGCUGCUGGAUGGCAAACGGCAGUUUCUCAAAUUGGACAUCAUUUUGUUUGGUGGGUUGUAGCGCAAAGUAUAUUCUACCAUCUCUAUAAUCAGGUGUCUUACAUGUCCUUGGAUGAGAUUUCUCCCUUGACGUUUAGCAUUGGAAACACCAUGAAACGUAUAUCAGUCACAGUUUCUUCCAUCAUCAUCUUCCGCACACCUGUGCAGCCAGUCAAUGCUCUUGGAGCUGCCAUUGCAGUUCUUGGAACCUUCAUAUACUCGCAGGAGAAUCUUCAACAAUGGCUAACUCAUGAAAAAGCAUGGGAUCAGUUUGUUAACCGAUCUAGUUCCGAUACUGAGGUUUUCUGGAAUGAUGCUAGACAUUUGAAGCCUGAGCCUGUUUACAAGCGUCAAGUGUUUGGAAGGGGUGGGGAGGAAAUGAAUCUCUUGCAAUAGCAGGUGAUUCAGGUGAAAAUUGUUCCUGAGUUUUCUUGUUUUGCAGAUGCAACAAAAGAGUAAAUAUUUGGUAUCGCAACCUCUUUAUGCUUUUUCUUGGGGAACUUUAGAUCUAACACAUUCACUACAAGAAUUUUGCCUUGAAUGUACCAUUUAUGCACAUUCCCAAUAAACACGUGGUCAGACAAAGAUGCCUAUAACUAGACACUGCUGAAGCUAGGGGGUUGGUUCGAGAAGAAUUAUGAAAGGAUCCAUACUUACCAAGUGGAGAGAGACAGUAAUCUCAUAAUGUUUGUAAAAUCAUAAUAUUUGUAUUACUUGUAAUUUGUGUUUUCAAGGCCCGAAUUAUUGUAUA
Messenger RNA from Benincasa hispida (wax gourd), 1128 nucleotides. RefSeq names its product glucose-6-phosphate/phosphate translocator 1, chloroplastic-like. NCBI's taxonomy places the organism in Eukaryota, Viridiplantae, Streptophyta, Magnoliopsida, Cucurbitales, Cucurbitaceae. The record is from RefSeq and is a predicted model, not a curated record.